ACUAGUGUGUCGAAAAAGUGACACGGCACUUUUAACCUUCACAUUUUGGCACUUCGAUAAAAUUCGUUUAAGUCUAUACGGGAGCAUACAUUACCAAGUGCGACGAGUGCUAUUACGAUGGAUUUUACUUACGCAAAUAUCAGCAAAGUAAUUGGUAUAAAUACUUUACCAUUUUGUGCAAACCUACAUUCACAAGACCUGUGAAGAACUAAUAGUACAGUUCAUCAUGAGGUCUGCAAUCGUCUUGUUUGCCCUUGUGGGUUGUACUCUGGCCACUUUCCCGGCCUUUAAGGAGAACACCGAAUAUGUCUACUUGGUUAACGGACGCACACUGACUGGACUUCACGAGGUUGCGGAUCAAUACUCGGGCAUUUUCAUCAAAGGAAAACUCCAUAUCUAUCUGAGAACCGAUGGAAAGCUUCAAGGACAAAUAUCCGAUGCCCAAUAUGCCCAGAUCCAUUCUGAGUUACCAGGAGGCUGGAAGUCCUUUGUACCAGAAUCCCAGUUGACAUAUAAACCAUUGUCGCUGUCUGAGAAGCCUUUCCAAAUUGAACUCCAAGAUGGCAUCUUACACAACGUCAUCGUCGAGAAAGAUAUGACCAACUGGGAAGCGAACUUUGUGAAAAGUAUUAUGAGCCAAUUCCAACUUGACGUUCAAGGAAAACGCGCAGUCUACAAUCCCAUCAACACUUUCCCCAGCGAAGGCAGAAACGAUGGAGUUUUCAAAACCCUGGAAGAAACGAUCACUGGCGAAACGGUAACGUCUUACGAGAUCCACCCUUUGCCCGAAUAUCAACUCCAGAGCGAACCCUGGUUAGCUCCCCAGCUUAACCUCAAAGGGGAUGGUGAAAUCAUGGAAGUUGUGAAGAACAAAAACUACAGCGAAGCUUACGACCGUCCGUCUUACCACUAUGGAUUUGGAAGCAUCGACGAGGCUGAACCCACGUCCAAUCGCAUUGGACAAUUCUUCGUUAGGAACGCAAAGACCCGCGCCAUUUUGACCGGAAAACUUUCACGCUUCACUGUACAAUCUGUCCUCACAGUCAACAAGAUCUUGGUCAACCCUGUCUGGGACAACAAAGAGAAGGGUUCCGUCAUCAGUAUGGUUAAUUUGACCCUGGACAAAGUACAGAACCAAGGCCAACAACCACCAGAGCUCUCGAGUCCGGUUUCGAUCGGAAACCUUGUCUACUCAUACGAAAGCCCUUUCGCUGAUGCCGACCAUGUAAGCGGCGGUCAAAAACGCAGGCACCUUUCCAAAUUGGAAUCGAGCGAAGAAAGUGGAGAACAAACGUGGGGAAGAUUCCGCCGUUCUGCCAGGCAAAUGAUCGAAAAACUUUACAAAUCCGAUCAACAAAGUUCCGAGGAAUACGUCCAACAACAACCCCAACCCGGGAUGAACACGGCCCCUGAGCUACCUCUCCUCCCUUACUUCAUGGGAUACCACGGAAAGUCCAUCAAACAAAGCGGCAGCUUUGACUUGAAACAAAAUGUACAAAAGAUCGCCCAAGAGAUCGGACAAGACAUUCAGGAGCCCGAAAAAAUCUUGACCGAAGCGACCCUCAGCAAAUUCACCAUUCUAUGCUCCCUUAUCCGUUUGAUGGACACCGCUGAAUUGAAUUCCGUCGCUCAAGCUUUGUACACUCAAUCGAAACAAGGCCCUCAGCGUGAUGCCUGGAUAGCAUUCCGUGACGCAGUCUCUGAAACUGGCACGGGACCCGCCUUUUCGACAAUCCAGGAAUGGAUCAAAUCUAAGAAAAUCGAAUACGAAGAAGCUGCGGAAAUUGUCUCGACGAUGGCUUAUUCGGUAAGGACACCGACCGAAGAAUACAUGCGCAAAUUUUUCGAACUGGUGCAAGAUCCCGUGGUUAGUUCCCAAAAUCACUUGAACGAAUCCGCUCUGCUUUCCUUUACCGACUUGGUAAACCGUGUUUACGUCAACUCCAACCAGUCGCACAGUCAAUACCCGGUCCACAGCUUCGGAACUUUCAACACCGCUCAGGGAAGGAAAUUCAUGAAAGACGAGGUCAUCCCUUACGUUUCGAGCUGCUUGGACCGUUCCAUUCAAGAAGCGGAUUCGAGUAAAAUCCAUGUUUACAUCCGAGCCCUCGGGAACAUUGGACACAGGAAUAUCCUUUCGUCGUUCGAAAAAUAUUUAGAGGGGGAACAAAAAUGCUCCCAAUUCCAACGUAUGAUGAUGGUAGUUUCCCUGGACAAACUAGUGGAAUCGUAUCCCGUGACUGCUCGUUCGGUUCUGUACAAGAUCUACCAGAACCCGAGUGAAAUUCAGGAGAUCAGAGCAUCCGCCGUUUACCAACUUAUCCGUACCGUGCCUCCAGCUGAAAUGCUGCAAAGCAUGGCCGAGUACACCAACAUUGACAAACAAGAACUCGUUAACGGUGCCGUCAAAUCUGCUAUUGAAACGGCCUGCCAGUUAAGAAGCCCACGGCUGCAAAAAUUGCGUCACGCUGCCGAAUCCGCUAGACCCCUCCUCACUAGCAAAGUUUACGGGAUAGAAAACUACAACGGCUGGAAAGAUUACGUGCAUGAAAAAAUGCAACAGGAAUACGUCCACCACGUAUACCACAUUGGAUCCGAAGAAAGCUAUUUGCCCAAGUCGCUGAAAUAUCAGGUCAAAGGCCGCAUCAAUGGAAUGAACGAGCACUUUGUUAAUGUACAAGCAAUGGUAUCCAGUAUCAAGGAAUUGAAGAACGUUUUGUUCCAACAAACCGAACAAUAUGAACAACUCAAAUCCCAGCGAUCCCAACAAGGUGGACAAAACAAAUGGUCGAGCGAAAACGUCGCCCGUAUGUUGAAUUUGGAAACGCCGGAGAAGGAGCAACUCGAAGGUUUCAUUUAUACUCAAAUGGGAUCCUUACAUAAGCUGUGGUCAAUCGACAACAACACCCUAGAGAGAUUGCCAGAACAAAUUCGCCAGUUGGAAGAAUCUCUGAAGAAUGGUAAACAACAACGGUACACCAAAUUGGGCAACCUCAAGGAACUAGCUAUCUCGUUCCCCACGGAAAUGGGUCUUCCAUUUUUGUACGCCUACGAUAUGCCUGUAGUACUCAACGUUCAAGCUAAUAUUAAGGCAGCCGCUUCUCCUUCAUUUUCCCAAAACAACAAAUUGGAAAUGCCCGAGACCAUUACCGCCGAAGUUAACUCAAAUAUGAUCGUCAGCGGUAAAGUUCAAAGCCAUUUGUCCUUCGUUACUCCCUUCGACCACCAGCAAUAUAUCUCCGGCUUUAACCGAAACCUCCAUUUCAACAUCCCAGUCAACGCUAAGAUUGAAAUCGACGUUAAAAACAUGCAAUCGAAAUGGGAAAUAGACCCAUCAAAGGUUAAGGGAGAAAGAUUGCUCCACUACAGCGCCUGGCCGUUUACCUCGAGAAGCGAUGUUAUGACUAUCACUCCUACAGCACUCAGGCCCAAUACCCAAGUCAUCACGCAAAACAACCAAAGGCAGUACGAUAAAAUAUUCGGUGAGAAAAACACCGGACUAGCGUUCCGCCUUUGGGGACACCACCACGAACAAUCUUUGAACUUGCUGGAGUUGAUGCGAGUAUGGAAAUCUGAGAACAUCAUAACCGCGUGGGAACAACUCUGGGAUAACGCAUGUAUGCAUCAAUCUGAAUUCAGCGUCGCAUUUGUACCUGGUCAGUCCACCACCCGCAAAAUCACUUUAAGGUUAGGACUUCAAAAAGCCUACAAGAAACAACCGGAAAUGCCGCAAAGGGCUGGGUUCAUCACGUUGGACCAAUUAAAUCAGAUUAAGGCGGAACCCAUGGAAAGGCAAAAGCAAAUUAUGAAACAUGUUGGAUCUGGAAUCAAUAGCGCUUAUCUCCGCGCCUAUGAUAUGCUUGUUGAGUUCGAAGGUGAUAGACAAAGGCAACACUCCUUAACUUUGGGCUUAGCUAAGAGUAAUGUCGAUCCUAAACACUAUGGACUAGUAUAUUACAAGAACAAUGUAAGAGACGAACCGGUACAACUUGCAGCUCAAAUUCAAGGAGAAAUCCCAAACACCAACGGUCUUGACUUGACUUACGCGUUGAAAACUGAACCUUCUGCUAAGUUCAACUAUUUGAUUUCUUACGGACCAAGCGAAUCGAAAUCGAUGAAGGUCCAAGGCAAGAUUACCAUGCGCAGAAGCUCAGAGAGGAAGGAAUAUUUACUGAGUCAACCUUUGUACCAAGUAUGCAAACAAGAAAUGCAAGAGGGCAACCGUAACCUUCCAGCCUGCGCUAACCUGACCAUCCAAGCCAACUUCUUCGACAGAAUGGAAGUACAAAUGAAACCCGAAAACUGGGACGAGAAGAUCACUCGCCCCAUCAAGGACGUAUACAGAGGCAUUCGCUUGUUCUUUUACCCAAUGACCCAGUUCGAAAGCGCACAAUCGCAGGAUCAACAAUACCUCGCGGAAGUCCGUUUCCAACCCAACUUGAAAUACUUGAACAUUUCAGUUACCGGCGAACACGAGAAAGCUACGAUUUCUGAUAUUCCCAUGAACGAAUGGGCCCAGACUAUUGUUGUUCCCCAUCCAGUAUUCCACCUUCGAUCUCGUAUGUUCGGCAAGGCCGUCGGCUUCAAGAACUUCAGACCUACUUGCGUGGUCGACCAUACUGCGACGCAGACUUUCAACAACAAGACUUACCCCAUCUCCUUAGGAAGCGACUGGACCGUAAUGAUGCAAUACGUGCCGCAACAAGCGAGACGUCUUGGUCAACAAAGCACCCAAUCCAACGCAGAACAACAACUAAAAGAACAAAUGGAAAACUUCGUCGUGUUGGUUCGUGAACAGUCGGAGCACAAAGAACUCAAGAUCGUGAUCAACAGUCCUCAAACCGAAGAAAAGCAGGUGGAGAUCGCCAUGCAGCCUACCGAAGGUCAGGGUGAAUUCUCUGGUUCCAACCCUGCAGCAACCGUUUUGGUCGAUGGCCAGAAAGUAACAAUCAACGACAAACAAAGCACCGACUUAAACGAGGGAUACAUCCAGAUCUACGCUCUACCAAAUGGCGAAGUAAAAGUUGAAAUCCAAGAUACCUUCUACGUGAUCUACGAUGGCGAACGCGUAAGAAUUACCACAGUCAACGACAAAUUGGGCAACGAUAUUGUUGGAUUGUGCGGUCGUUUCAACGCUGACCAGUUUGAAGAUUUCCUCACUCCUAGCAAUUGCGUUGCGAAAGAUGUCCAGAAAUUCAUCCAAAGUUACAAGAUCGGACAGAACCAACAGCGUUUGGGUGCAAGCCAGGAAUGCGUACAGAAAGUAUUGCCCCUGUACGUCAACUAUAUUUCUGAAAUCGAUUCAGGCAAGCAGAGCCUCGACCAGAGUAGGAAAGGAUCCAGUGGUACCAGACUUCAACACCGUUACGUAGAGGAAAACGGAAGUCUUUGCUUUACCACCCGCGCGGUUCCGGUUUGCAAACACAGAGUGCGUAGCACCAUCAGCAAAGACAUUCCCGUCGUUUGUAUCGACAAGACCAAGGCUGCUUACCUCUUCAAAAAGCAAAUCGAUGCAGGUGGCAAUCCUGACUUCAGCCACAAACAGCCAACCAAAACUGUGAAAAUGGACGUCGCCCAACGCUGUUAUUAAUUUAUUUAUUUUAUUGGUUAAGUAUCAAGAGCAUCCCACAAAAUGUAAAAAAAAUAAGACGAAUAUAUUGCACAUUUUCAAAAAUA
Messenger RNA from Cylas formicarius (sweet potato weevil), 5676 nucleotides. Its product is annotated as vitellogenin-like. Gene Ontology annotation, biological process: lipid transport. The transcript has 5 exons. NCBI's taxonomy places the organism in Eukaryota, Metazoa, Arthropoda, Insecta, Coleoptera, Brentidae. Gene Ontology annotation, molecular function: lipid carrier activity. The coding region runs from base 227 to 5590 and encodes 1787 amino acids. The record is from RefSeq and is a predicted model, not a curated record.